AUGGUCCCCAAACUGGGCAAAAGGCAGCAUCUUAAUGGAGGUUAUUUCAGGUUCGCAUACGCCGUACUUGCCGCAGAUCAGCUGGUUGCUGCUACAAAUUCCGUCAAAUUUCACUACGAGGAUGAGCACACCCUCCUCAGCUGGAAGGUUGGGGAGAAUGUCCACGCGGCAGUGUGGAUCACUCUUGUCCUUGUCGUUGUGACCAUAGUCAACAUGUUCCCCGUCAAAGUCUUUGGGCAACUGGAAUACAUAUUCGGAAGCAUCAAGCUUGCUUUUAUCUCCUUUCUCAUCUUGAUGAGUGUCUUAAUUGACACCAUGAAACCCCGAGCGAAUGCAUACUACAACAAGCCGUUAGGGACAAAAUACUGGGAUGCGCCAUACGGCUUUUUCAACCGUCAAUUUCCAAUAAAGGACGAAAAUGGAAAUCUGCAGCGGAUGAUGACUGGCUCAAUGGGCUCAUUCCUCGGCAUGUGGACCACGCUUAUCAAUGUCAUUUUCUCGUACGUUGGUAUGGAUAUCGUUGCCGCCACCGCCGCAGAGAGUAAAGCCCUAGCAGACUCUGAAGCGAUGAAAAUGGCCUCACGAAAAGUCUCGCUCCGUAUCAUCACCACUUAUGCUUUGACUGUGUUAACCGCCUCGUUCACAGUACCGAUGGACCACAGAUUUUUGAAUGGGGAAGCGCAAUCAGUUGGCGCUCAGUCAAUAUUCAUCAUUGCUGUUGUUGAAGCCGGAAUGCCAGCUAUGGCUCACUUUUACAACGCCAUGUAUCUGUUUUCCGCAUUCACCUGUGCCAUCAACUCGAUGUACGUGGCGUCUAGGGUUCUGCAUACGUUGGCCCUUCGUGAUCAAACUGGACCGGAAUGGAUUACAAAACGAUUACGACUCUGCCAUGCCGGAGUACCUGUUAGGACUGUUCUCGUUACUGCUGCUCUUAUGCUUGUCGCUUAUAUGGGCCCUACCGGAGCCCCUGGACUGGUAUGCAAGUUGAAACACCAACUCUCCACAGAGUAG
Molecule: messenger RNA, 1011 nt
Organism: Uncinocarpus reesii 1704
Lineage: Eukaryota; Fungi; Ascomycota; Eurotiomycetes; Onygenales; Onygenaceae
Exons: 4
Coding region: 1-1011 (336 amino acids)
Biological process (GO): amino acid transmembrane transport
Cellular component (GO): membrane
Molecular function (GO): amino acid transmembrane transporter activity
Source: RefSeq, a predicted model, not a curated record